UAUGACUCGUCUAAUGCUCAUGGUUAAACAAAAUUAAGAAUAGUCACUCACAAAAACUUAAAUCAAAACUUUUCGUUCUCUUAUCACAUACUAAAAUAUCAGCUAAAUAAAAACACUUAAAUAUAUUAUUAUGCAUGUUUCCUUCUAAAUAAACCUACCAUUAGAAUAGAUAUCUAGAUAGAUUUAGUUUAUAGAGAGGGUAUAGUUCCGAAUAUGUCCCUGGAUUCGGAGACGUCGGGUUCCGCCAGAGAUUGGUUCUUCCCGUCGCCAUCCUUCUUGCGGUCCUCUUCUUCGCAAUAUGGCCGUCGAUUCUAUUCAAACUCAAAGCCGCACUCUCCUCCGAGCAGCUCCACUCGCAUUCGUCAUCGCCGCAGAGUUAAAUUCCCCCGGACUCCUACUAACGACAAAUCUCAGCUUUCCGACACUGAAAAUGUUAAGUCAUCAGCGACUGCGAGGAAUAAUCUUAUCUGCCUUUCGCAAUUUCGUUUCCAGUUUGCCCUCGUGACGUUGACUAUUGUUUUUUUGUUGCUGCUGCUCCGAAACACGCAUCUAGAAAGCCAAGUCACUAAGUUGCAGGGUGAGAUUCUCGGCCUUAAUCACAGAUUACAUGCGUGCCACAAGUUGGACACCUUGUACGUAACAAGUUCCAUAUCUCAGGACGUGGAUCCUUGGUCACGUGAAAACUUUAAAAGAAAUCUAGCUCUUUUUUUCUCGUUCACACUUCUUUUUAUCCCUCUCCUCAUUUUCAAGUACAUAGGCUUUGUAUCAAAAUCAAGAUUUUCCGACAAUAUAUCAGAACAAGUUUCUCUAAACAAGCAAAUAGCAUAUCGGGUUGAUGUAUUUUUAUCGGUUUACCCAUAUGCUAAACCACUCGUAUUGUUAGUGGCAACGCUCUUGCUAAUUUUUCUUGGAGGAUUGGCCCUUUUUGGGGUAACUACCGAGGAUUUAGCACAUUGCCUCUGGUUAUCUUGGACCUACGUUGCUGAUUCUGGCAAUCAUGCCAGCUCCCAAGGUAUUGGUCCAAGGUUAGUUGCGGUUUCCAUUAGCUUUGGUGGGAUGCUUAUAUUUGCAAUGAUGCUUGGACUUGUGUCCGAUGCAAUAUCUGAGAAAUUUGACUCACUGAGGAAAGGAAAAAGCGAGGUGGUUGAGCAAAAUCAUACUUUAAUUCUUGGUUGGAGUGAUAAAUUGGGUUCAUUACUAAAUCAGCUUGCCAUAGCCAAUGAGAGUCUGGGUGGAGGAACUGUUGCAGUGAUGGCUGAGCGAGACAAGGAAGAAAUGGAGCUUGACAUUGCAAAAAUGGAGUUUGAUUUCAAAGGAACAUCUGUCAUAUGCAGAAGUGGCAGCCCUCUGAUUCUGGCUGAUCUGAAAAAGGUUUCUGUUUCAAAAGCACGUGCAAUAAUAGUCCUUGCUGAAGAUGGGAAUGCUGAUCAGAGUGAUGCCCGUGCUUUGAGAACAGUCUUAAGUCUGACUGGAGUAAAAGAAGGAUUACGAGGGCACAUAGUGGUUGAAUUGAGUGAUUUAGACAAUGAGGUCCUUGUUAAACUUGUGGGUGGUGAUCUUGUUGAAACUGUUGUAGCUCAUGAUGUCAUUGGUCGCUUGAUGAUUCAAUGUGCUCGACAGCCUGGACUUGCACAGAUUUGGGAAGAUAUACUUGGAUUUGAAAAUUGUGAAUUCUACAUCAAAAGAUGGCCACAGUUGGAAGGCAUGCAAUUUGAGGAUGUACUAAUCAGCUUUCCUGCUGCAAUUCCUUGUGGAAUCAAAGUUGCAUCAUAUGGCGAGGAUGAUGAUACCUAUGCCCCAGCAUCCUUGCCUACGGUUUGGAGAGGAAGCUUACCCAAGGACUUUGUUUAUCCAAAAUCUCCAGAGAGAAUACUUUUUUGUGGUUGGAGGCGUGAUAUGGAGGAUAUGAUCAUGGUUUUGGAUGCAUCUUUAGCACAUGGGUCAGAACUCUGGAUGUUCAAUGAUGUUCCAGAAAAAGAAAGAGAAAAGAAGCUAACUGAUGGUGGCCUUGACAUAAAUCGAUUGGAAAAUAUAUCUCUGGUUAAUCGUGAGGGGAAUGCUGUUAUACGUCGCCACUUGGAAAGCCUUCCAUUGGAAUCAUUUGAUUCAAUAUUGAUUUUGGCUGAUGAAUCAGUAGAGGAUUCAGCAAUUCAAGCUGACUCUAGAUCUCUUGCCACUCUACUUUUAAUUCGUGACAUACAAGCUAGGCGUCUUCCUUAUGUAUCUAUGGCCAGUCAAGCUCACGGAGGAAGCUUCUCUAAAGGCUCAUGGAUUGGGGAAAUGAAGCAGGCUUCGGAUAAAACUGUUAUAAUUAGUGAAAUUUUGGAUCCUAGGACAAAAAAUCUUAUAUCUAUGUCAAAGAUUAGUGAUUAUGUUUUAUCAAAUGAACUUGUCAGCAUGGCUUUGGCCAUGGUUGCAGAAGAUCGGCAGAUAAAUGAUGUAUUGGAGGAGCUCUUUGCGGAGGAGGGAAAUGAGAUGCAUAUAAGGAAAGCAGAUCUAUACCUUUGUGAAGGUGAGGAAUUGAAUUUUUAUGAAAUAAUGUUACGAGCUCGGCAGAGAAGAGAGAUUGUGAUAGGCUACCGUUUAGCGAAUGCUGAAAGGGCAGUCAUUAACCCCCCAGUGAAAACUGACAGACGGAAGUGGUCAUUGAAGGAUGUUUUUGUGGUGAUUACUGAAAAGGAAUGAGGCAUUUGUGGGCAAGGAAAAGGAUAUCCAUGCAGGUGGUUUUGGAGUUAUGAAGUCUAAUCUAAUCCUUAAAAUUGUAAGCAUUGGUUAGUCUAGUCCCGACCUUAAAAAUCUCCACUUUAAUUUCUGACUUUGUAAAA
Molecule: messenger RNA, 2825 nt
Organism: Glycine soja
Lineage: Eukaryota; Viridiplantae; Streptophyta; Magnoliopsida; Fabales; Fabaceae
Product: ion channel CASTOR
Exons: 13
Coding region: 214-2685 (823 amino acids)
Biological process (GO): monoatomic ion transport
Source: RefSeq, a predicted model, not a curated record